GGUGCUAAAGCACCCUAAAUUUCUUAAAUGUAAUGGACUGUCCGCCAGGUAUUAGUUGGAGACGCACCAAUGCUGAUCCGCCACCAAGCUGCCUGACUCCGUGACUCUCCCGCAAAGUGUCUGGUCCAACACUCAGACGUGGCUCUGGAUUCCCAUCUCCCCAUAUAAACCAUUUCUUCUACAGAAAAAACUCACGAUCACAAAGCACAGAGCUUGAAACAAUGGCAGGAAGUGGAGUGUUUGCAGAGAUAGUGGAUAGAGAUGGUGUAUUCAAGUAUUACUCUGAUGGGAUGUGGAAGACUUCAUCAUCAGGGAAGUCAGUGCCCAUCAUCAACCCCACAACUAGAAAGACUUACUUCAAAGUUCAAGCUUGUACCCAAGAAGAGGUAAAUAAGGUCAUGGACACAGCAAAAAUAGCUCAGAAAUCAUGGGCUAGGACUCCACUUUGGAAAAGAGCUGAGUUACUCCAUAAAGCAGCUGCAGUGUUGAAAGAGCACAAAGCUCCCAUUGCAGAGUGCCUUGUCAAAGAGAUUGCAAAACCAGCUAAGGAUGCAGUGACAGAAGUUGUUAGGUCAGGUGAUUUGGUGUCAUACUGUGCUGAAGAAGGUGUUAGGAUUCUUGGAGAAGGAAAGUUUCUGGUAUCUGAUAGUUUUCCAGGAAAUGAAAGGACCAAGUAUUGCCUCACAUCAAAGAUACCCUUGGGAGUUGUUUUGGCCAUUCCACCCUUCAACUAUCCUGUUAAUCUUGCUGUUUCAAAAAUUGCCCCUGCACUUAUUGCUGGGAAUUCUCUUGUACUGAAGCCUCCAACCCAGGGUGCCGUAGCUGCACUUCACAUGGUUCAUUGCUUUCAUUUGGCUGGUUUCCCCAAAGGUCUAAUCAGCUGUGUUACGGGAAAAGGUUCUGAGAUUGGUGACUUCCUUACAAUGCAUCCUGGGGUCAACUGUAUUAGCUUCACAGGUGGAGAUACUGGUAUUGCAAUUUCAAAGAAGGCAGGCAUGAUUCCUCUUCAGAUGGAGUUAGGUGGAAAGGAUGCUUGUAUCAUCCUUGAAGAUGCGGAUUUGGAUUUAGCAGCAGUUAACAUUGUGAAAGGAGGUUUCUCAUACAGUGGUCAAAGAUGCACAGCUGUGAAGGUUGUCUUGGUCAUGGAAUCUGUGGCCGAUGCUCUUGUUGAGAAAGUUAAAGCUAAAGUUGCAAAACUGACUGUUGGGUCACCGGAGGAUGACUGUGACAUCACCCCAGUUGUUACAGAAUCCUCUGCUAACUUCAUUGAGGGGUUAGUAAUGGAUGCCAAGCAGAAAGGGGCUACAUUCUGCCAAGAGUACAAGAGGGAAGGCAACCUUAUAUGGCCACUGUUGUUGGAUCAUGUUCGACCUGAUAUGAGAAUAGCCUGGGAGGAGCCCUUUGGACCAGUUCUGCCAGUAAUCAGGAUAUCCUCAGUUGAAGAAGGAAUCCAUCACUGUAAUGCAAGCAAUUUUGGUCUUCAGGGUUGCAUCUUUACAAGAGAUAUAAACAAAGCAAUUCUAAUUAGUGAUGCUAUGGAGACUGGAACAGUGCAGAUUAAUUCCGCUCCAGCACGUGGGCCAGAUCAUUUUCCUUUCCAGGGUCUGAAGGACAGUGGCAUUGGUUCCCAAGGAAUCACCAACAGUAUCAAUAUGAUGACAAAGAUCAAGAGCACUGUGAUUAACUUACCAACACCGUCUUACACAAUGGGUUAAAACAGGCAUGAAGCAAUUGCUUACUUGUUAUAUCUAUGUCCAUUCGAGUAUAUUUCACAAAUAAAAUGUCUUCCUGAGUUGCUAUCAAAGUCAAGUCAUCGGCAAAAUGGGGUUCUCUUGCUUUUUCUGGUUCCUUGCAAGGGAAGCAGGGGGAUGAGUCAUCUUCACUCGCACCUGUUGUAAUGUUCUUUCUGCCUUGUUAGUAAUAGGAAGGCCUUUAGUGAUAGAGAAUGUUAAAACCUUGACUUUAACGACGGAUAUUGGGACAUUCACGUUGAUGAAAGUUUACUGUGAUAAAUAAAGUCUUUUUCCAUGU
Messenger RNA from Rubroshorea leprosula, 2031 nucleotides. The record is from the annotation of a GenBank genome assembly. Lineage: Eukaryota; Viridiplantae; Streptophyta; Magnoliopsida; Malvales; Dipterocarpaceae.